AUGGAUGAUAUUGAUUGGGAAUAUUUAGAUAGUUGGGAAUGGGAAAGGAAGAAAAAUUUGGAUAUUAUACGUAAAUCAGAAGCUUUUAAAUUGUUUAAUGAAAGAUCAUGCGGUGAAAUAAAUGCAUGGAAAAAUUGGUGUGAAAUGAUUGAGCCAUUGGAUAAGAAUAAAUUGGAUAUAUCUCAUUGGCUAUAUACUGCAAGAUAUUGGUGUAGUGAUGGUGAAGAACCUUUAUUGGAUGAUUGUAUAAAUUUUAUGUACGUGUCAAAUAAAUGUCAAGUUACUAAUAAUAUUACACAGGCAUGGCAACAAAUUGUGUUUAUAAACAACUGUUUUAGUAAAAUGUAUAUUCAUUAUAAUAAUGAAGGGUGGCACGGUGCAUUCAGUACCGCGGAUAAAACGUACAAUUAA
This is a messenger RNA of Paramuricea clavata, 411 nucleotides long. The record is from the annotation of a GenBank genome assembly. Lineage: Eukaryota; Metazoa; Cnidaria; Anthozoa; Malacalcyonacea; Plexauridae.